This is a messenger RNA of Dentiscutata erythropus, 146 nucleotides long. NCBI's taxonomy places the organism in Eukaryota, Fungi, Glomeromycota, Glomeromycetes, Diversisporales, Gigasporaceae. The record is from the annotation of a GenBank genome assembly.
AGUGAUAUAAGUAAUGUGAGCGAAAAUCAAGAUUUACAAGAAAUUGCAUUUUUUACAAAAAAACUGCAUGUAAAUCAAAUUAUUUAUACUGCAUUAUCUGUGGAAUAUCCAGCAAUAUCUAAAAAUAGAGUUGCAACUAUAUAUGG